AUGCUAAACGAGGCAAGGCUUUGGUGUGAAGCAUUAUUAGCUAGACUUCCUUUUACUUCUUUCCAGGACGAAAGUAUCAAUAAAAUGGCUAUUUUCAGGAUUCUCGCAACUAUAUAUGAUAAGGCUGGUAUGCGUCGACGAUCAACAGAAAUCUUAUCAGAUUUUACCCAGUUAGGUCAUAACGUAAUAAACAAAGAGUAUGAAUUCUACAAGAAUAACAUAAACGAGACAGACGAGAAAUUGGACAUACCAUUAUAUAUAGAUGAGUAUGAUGACCAUUAUAAACAGUUAUGUAGAAAUAAUAGAAAACCACUAAGUGAAAUAUCUAGACUAUAUUGUUUCUUUAAACCUACAUCUAUACCGUACUAUAAAGCAAAAGUAGAAAUUGUAAAUUUAAAGCCAGAAAUAUAUCUCUUCCACGACGUCAUUUCAAAGACUGAAGCAGCAUAUUUCAGGAAUGAGGCCAAGAAAAGGUUUGAAAGAUCUUCUGUUGAAACCAACGAGGGAGACAUUGGUUUUAAUAUUGAUACAACACGAGUAAGUCAGACGGCAGUUUUACAAGACGAACCUGGAAUAGUUAAAAGAGCAACCCACAGAGUUGGACUACUAACAGGUCUGGCAACACAAUGGUCGCCUGUCAUGCACAAUGCAGAACCAUUCCAAAUAGUUAACUACGGAAUAGGAGGAAUGUACCAUCCACAUUAUGACAGUAAUGAAAAACGAGUACCAGAUGAUUUAAAUGAAACCAAAUACCCAGAACUGAGAGGAGCUGGUGACAGAAUUGCAACCUGGUUAUAUUACUUAAAUGAUGUUAAAAUAGGUGGCGCUACAGUAUUUCCAGAAGUAAAUACCAGAGUUCCUGUUAUACAGGUAUAUGCACCUGUCCUAAGUCAGGAAUCUGAUGUACAGUAGUUGUCGUUUGUUUAUGUAAUAUAUACAUGUUUCUCGUUUCUCGUUUUGUUUAUAUAGAUUAGACCGUUGGUUUUCCCGUUUGAAUGGUUUUACACUAGUAAUUUUGGGGCCCUUUAUAGCUUGUUGUUCGGUGUGAGCCAAGGCUCCGUGUUGAAGGCCGUACUUUAACCUAUAAUGGUUUAAUUUUUAAAUUGUUAUUUGGAUGGAGAGUUGUCUCAUUGGCACUCACACCACAUCUUCCUAUAUCUAUAUACAUUAUG
Messenger RNA from Mytilus trossulus (common blue mussel), 1172 nucleotides. Its product is annotated as prolyl 4-hydroxylase subunit alpha-1-like. Bases 1 to 912 code for a protein of 303 amino acids. Gene Ontology annotation, cellular component: endoplasmic reticulum. Gene Ontology annotation, molecular function: procollagen-proline 4-dioxygenase activity; iron ion binding; L-ascorbic acid binding. The transcript has 8 exons. Lineage: Eukaryota; Metazoa; Mollusca; Bivalvia; Mytilida; Mytilidae. Gene Ontology annotation, biological process: peptidyl-proline hydroxylation to 4-hydroxy-L-proline. The record is from RefSeq and is a predicted model, not a curated record.